Messenger RNA from Centruroides sculpturatus (bark scorpion), 2384 nucleotides. RefSeq lists its product as uncharacterized. The record is from RefSeq and is a predicted model, not a curated record. Lineage: Eukaryota; Metazoa; Arthropoda; Arachnida; Scorpiones; Buthidae. The coding region runs from base 1725 to 2384 and encodes 219 amino acids. The transcript has 2 exons.
UAGUCCCCGAUUGAAUAUUUUUGAUCUCAUUAUCACAAUUACGUAAUCCAUUACUUCCGUUUACAGGAGUAAAUAAUCUAACGAGAAAUUAAUUAGUUUUGUGUACAGAAAUAAUGGUGUUCUUAAUUGAAGUCAUCUCUAUAAUUAACUUUAAUUAAUUAAUUUAAAAAAUGGCGGAAUUAAAGAUUUGGACGAUUUUUUUUUUCCUGGCAUGCCACUUAAAAAUUCCCAGCAGAUAAGAGAGAGAGAGAAUUCUUGUAAAGAGGCUUUUAGGAAGGAGAGAGAGAGAGAGAGAGAUGGGAAGAUCUCUCCAUUAAUUUACGUUUACGAGGGCAGAGUUUAAUGAGACAAUUAGUUCUAAUAGCUAUCCCGGGUAAUCGAGGUCGAGCUUAUUUUUGGGGCAGGAGGUGGCCCGAAAAGACCCAAAAUGUGGGUGUAGCUGGCGCUUUUUUUUCGCCAACGUCCCGGCACUUUGAGUCACAGAGGCCCGGGUGCGGGUCGACGACACUCUCUCGAUCACGUAGGAGACGACCAUUACAUCGGCUCUUAAUGGGGAGAGGGCGUGUGUCGGGAGACGAUAGGUGUCGGUCGCUACCGCUAAUCGUCUCCACUCCCAAAAUAGAGUUGACAUAGAUGGCCAGGGAUACGCGUGACUCUUCUCGCCCCCCUAGCCAAUGGUUUUAAAGAAUCUUUUUCUUAAAAGGAAACUAAAAUUGUGCGAGAGAGAGAGAGGAAGUGAAUUGUUUUUUUUUUUUCCUUUUUUAGAAGUCGGAUGUGAUUAGUAUUGGUUCCUUUUAUCCUUUUAUAUAAUGGAAUGAAUCAAACGAUGAUGGCUUUUAUGUUAUGUGAUAUAAAUAAAAGAUCAGUUAUUCUGUAUAUAAUAUACUAUCCUUACAUAAUGAUUAUACUGUGUUCGACUAAAAGAUUAAUUACAUCUCUUAUAUGUGUUUUUGUUUCUUGUAGAACAAAAAAACCUGUAAAAGAUGUCCAGAUUUUCUGGAUAAUAUGCAAAAUAAUAAGAAUAGUGAUUAGCUUUUGCGAUAACGUUCGUAUCUUAGCUUAUUAUCCCGUUUAUUAAUUGAGACUUUUAUUAUGUAAAUUAUAACUUUGUGAGAAUGCUCUCAAAAGUAAGAAAUGAAGAAAAGAAAAACGAGAGAACACACGCGACUCUUCAUUCAUCGAGAUUGAUAUCAAUCUAUCCACAUCCGUAUUUUUUCGUAUACGUCCACAAUCGACAGAAGCUCCUCGUCACUCCGCUCUGAUGUUGUAGAUUCGACCAUUUGCGGGGUAGAAGAUAUUAAAAGAAAAGGCCAACGUCCUCGUUUGUAUCAAUAAAAGACACCAGCGCUUGCUCCUAGAUCCACCUUGAUGGCGGAACUGGGUUGCUCGGGUUGCUGGCCCGAAGAUAAAGUUUUCAGCGAUCGUCUCGAACUUUACCCCUUUUUUUUAGUUCUGUCGUCGUAACGUCUACUUAUCAAAGUACCGAACACCCCCCUACAGAGAGAACGACCUCUUCUAUGUUAUUUCCGCUUUUUCCCGUUCGGAAUCCGAAACCAUUCUUGAUGUAUAAUUUCCGAACGUAUGCGAAUUAAAUAUUGCAGUGACAUCAGUCGGUUCGUAGAAGUUGACCAUACAGGGGGUUGGAACGUGUCCAAAAAUAAACACCGUUUGCUCGAUAGUCGCAGUCGACACCAACUAGGACGGCGGCAACCUCGACGAGGAACAUGUUGAAGCGAAGAGACGAGAUCUGUAGAGCCUUCAACGACUUGCAGCGUUUUCAAGAAGAGGAACAUGUGUGGAUCAUCCCGCGACCACCCAGUGGCGAUUUUCAUCUGUUGGUUACGUGGGCGGAAGACUUCGCACGUCUGGUCGACAGUACUCUUCCGGAAAGCGAAGAUUUAAUGGAAUCAACCCUUCCUUACCGAAAAUGUAAAUACGCCCCCGAAUGUCCACUUUUGAAACGUGUGAGGCCCAAGUCGAUGGAGGUUGCCACCUCUUGUCCCUCUUGUAUAGCAAACACCCAGAGGACGUACAGGCGUCAACUUUCCACUCCUCUAACGCGCGAUGUAGAAAUUCAAACUCAAUGGACGGACGUUUGCGACGGACGAUGGUUAACUUCUCUUACUAACGAAGACUUUAAGAAACUCUUCAAACAAUCCAGCGUAUGUUCUUUCGACAACUAUGAAGAUUCUUCAAAUGACUACGUUCGUGAAGAUUUUAAAGUUAGUGACAAUCACGACGUAUCCAUUCAAGCGAAGUUAAGCGAGGAAGACAUUUUCGCCUCCGAAAUGAACUUCAAAAAGGAGAUGACGUUCGAUUCCUGUGACCUGGAUUUACCAUUCGAAGAGGACCAAGAUUCCGAAUCCGAAGAGAUAGAAAGAUGA